This is a messenger RNA of Aspergillus uvarum CBS 121591, 544 nucleotides long. RefSeq lists its product as uncharacterized. The record is from RefSeq and is a predicted model, not a curated record. NCBI's taxonomy places the organism in Eukaryota, Fungi, Ascomycota, Eurotiomycetes, Eurotiales, Aspergillaceae. The transcript is spliced from 2 exons. The coding region runs from base 1 to 390 and encodes 129 amino acids.
AUGACUCUUACGAUGUAUACUGACUCGCCCCGGCGUCUUGAACGACGCAGAUUCCUGGUCGAUUUGGAGUACAAAAUUGAGACUCUCCAGGCCCACAAGCUCGACCUACUGCAGCUGAAAGAGCUGAAGGUUGAGAUCCAACAACUGUCCCUCUGUGGGGCUCCUGCCCCAUUCUCGCUUCAACCCAGUGCUGACGACUACAAGUUCUGGAAGGAUGUGUACGAAUCCAUGCAACCCGAAUUUGCGGUCUUCCAUAUGACCGAUAUGCCUGGGCGCGGCUUCCCGCACAUGAUGGCGGUCAUCUACAACGGCCUAGAGGUCGAGAAUCAAGGGGCUCUUCGGGGCGAGCUGUUGAUCAUUCUCCGGAUGAUGAUCUGUGCCAGGUCAUGAUUAUCUCCUUUAUGAAAAAGUCUGCACGGGCGAUGGAGGCAUACUUCGAUGGCGAACGCCUCGUCCUGGGCUGCACAGAUCUCUUUAGUGCCCGCCACCAGAGCGCGACGGUCGGUAAAUUUCGGUUGGUUUACGGCAUUCAUGUCUGGUUGAG